UUUCGACUGUUUAUAUGUACCAGUUCUCUACUGUGAAAUCGCCACUUGCUUUGACACUAAGAUAUGGCAACUGAUCUUGGUAAAACAGCAAGCAAGUCUAUUGGAAUUCCGGGGGCAGGGAGUGUUUUAACAAUACAAAAUGAUGAAUUAGGUUUAAUAUCGACUCCAAAACUUUCUCCUUCAUCUGUAACAUCUCUUAAAGACACUGAAAAACUUGGUAUUCCUUUAAAAACUCCGUGGACAAUGUGGUAUGAUAGAUAUGAGAGAGGUUUAUCAGCAGCGGAAUACCAAGCAAAUCUGAAGAAAAUAUACACUGUCAGAACUGUUCAGGGAUUUUGGAGUGUCUAUAAUCAUAUACCGCCUGUAGGUAGCAUUGGAUGGGGAAGCUACCAUCUGAUGAGAGAUGAAAGACGACCUAUAUGGGAAGAUCCUGAAAAUGUUAAAGGAGGUUAUUGGAAGAUGAGAUGUCCAAAAAACAAGACGGCAUUAGCAUGGAAAGAUCUUAUUCUUGCAUUAAUUGGAGAGCAAUUUACAGACUAUGUUGGAAAAGAUGAUUGCAUUGUUGGUGCAAGUGUAAGCGUUCGUGAUCGUGAUGAUAUCCUACAAAUAUGGAAUGAUAAUAGCAGUGCUGUUGGUUCUGCCAAGGUACUCACAAGACUUGCAGAAAUUGCGCCAGGAUUUGAUACAACAGGAGCUUUUUACAAAGCUCAUCAGUCGCAUCAAGCAUUUGAAUCUGGAUCCUGGAAGAAAUCCGACGACAACCCAUUCAGCAACUUUCGAAAUUCUAUAUCGUCCCGGUAGUCCACUGUGAAAUGUUUAUCAUAAUAAAUUUUAUUGUAGAAGAUUCAGAUAUGUUUCUUAGAACAAAUAACAGAUUAUUUGUU
Messenger RNA from Hydra vulgaris (swiftwater hydra), 884 nucleotides. Its product is annotated as eukaryotic translation initiation factor 4E type 3. The record is from RefSeq and is a predicted model, not a curated record. Gene Ontology annotation, biological process: translational initiation. Gene Ontology annotation, cellular component: eukaryotic translation initiation factor 4F complex. Gene Ontology annotation, molecular function: RNA 7-methylguanosine cap binding; translation initiation factor activity. NCBI's taxonomy places the organism in Eukaryota, Metazoa, Cnidaria, Hydrozoa, Anthoathecata, Hydridae.